AGGAAAGCCGAGCCGCCCGGGCAGCGCUUUAUCGAAAGUGCGUCGGCUGAUGCGGAGGCCGCAAGCGCACUUAGUCCUGGCGGCGGCGAAGGGGAGAGAGAGAGAGAGAGGCGUCUUCUUUUGCGUCCGCACCUGGCUGAGGCGACGGCGGGCCUUAGUCGCCGCUUGCGCCGGCUGCUCCUCCUGCGCCGUUCCCUGCUUCGCGAGCGGCUUUGGGCCUCCCUCCCGUCCUCCUCUCCACCCCCCGAGUCCCGGCUCUCCUCCGCUCCCCCCGGGCUAAGGAAGGGAUUGCUGGGACCCAUCCUCCGCUCCCCUCAUAAAUUCAUGCCUCUCCCCAAUCCGGGCUGUUCCCUUCAUGCUGCGUGUCUCUUCUAGCAGUCGCUUUCUUCUAAUAUCAAACAAGGGUUUUUACAUAGAGAAAAAGAGAGGGCCUUGCGUUUUGUCUCUCCUCCUCCUCCUCCUCCUCCCCUGCCCCCAGUUUCUUUUAAUCUUCACUCAUGCUUCAUGUAGCAGCUUCCUUUGGUCCAACAAGAGCUGGGUCUCUUUACCCCACUGCUUAUAGGGAGGAGGCCUGGAAAACGUGAGAGCUUUCCCUCCCCCCCCUUUUUUUCCUGAAGGAGUGGGCAGCAAAAGAUAGGAAGGGAAAAGGUGAGUUCUGUUCCAUCAGUAAUGACUCCAAAGGACUCAUGAGAAGGGAAGAAGGAGCUCCCCCUUUGACAGACCCCCAUCUCACCUGCCUGGCUAUGGAGUGUAUGCAGGUUUCACCUGUGCAGCAACAAAGCAAAGCUGCUGAGGGGGACCGUGUGCUGCUGCUGCUGCCUGCCCCUGCUGUGCGCAAGGAAGGGGAGAUCCUUUUGGGGGGCUCUGCCCCCUGGCCUGCUUCCCAACAAGAUGGUAUGAAGACGUUUCAAGACACUAAGGAGUUUUGUUCCAAAAGUACAGAGACCCUUCCCUCCCUGCAGGACCACCCUUAUGUCCAAGAUACUGUAGAGCGUUGUGCCUCAUGUUCUUUAAAGGAGGACCCGAAAGAGACGGAGGGUUGUGAUGGGACAGAGGAGGACUUGAACCAUCUGCAGGAGGCUUUGAACCAUCCGCAGGAACGGUCGCCGGACAACGAAGCGGCUGGCGGCAACUCUUUGGUCGCAGAACCUCUUGGGACGAUCGCUCAAGAAUGCCUUAGGGACAAGGAACGGUCUGCCGCCGAGCAAAAUAACCAUUUGCACGACAAGGCUGAGUCCUCUUCUCAGACCUGCUGUUUAAGCUUGGAAGCAGCAAGUGGGGACACACCAGCAGGUGACUUGUUAAGUCAAGGUUCUCCAUCUAUGGAUGAGGGGAAGCUUAAGCUCAGAGCAAAGCACGUGACUUUCCCUUCCGAUGAAGACAUCGUGUCUGGUGCUGUGGAGCCUAAGGACCCUUGGCGGCAUGCUCAGAAUGUGACCGUGGAAGAAGUUCUCACCGCCUACAAGCAAGCCUGUCAAAAGUUAAAUUGCAAACAGAUACCCAAACUACUGAAGCAGAUCCAGGAAUUCAAAGAUUUAACCCCUAGGAUAGAUUGCCUGGAUCUAAAAGGUACGUCUCCAAGCCUUUUCUUGAUUUGCCUUAAAAGGUGGCCAUCUCUCUUCUUGUUCAAGCAUUGGUUCCAUUUAUUUGCAUUUGAAAACAGCCCCUUGUUUUCCCCUAGAAUGGAAGUCACAGAUCCUGGGGCCAUUUUGCCAAGUGCCAGGUGCAUUGUUAAUGGGCACUGA
This is a messenger RNA of Notechis scutatus (mainland tiger snake), 1745 nucleotides long. The record is from RefSeq and is a predicted model, not a curated record. NCBI's taxonomy places the organism in Eukaryota, Metazoa, Chordata, Lepidosauria, Squamata, Elapidae.